Eptesicus fuscus (big brown bat) is the source of this 1038-nucleotide messenger RNA. RefSeq names its product olfactory receptor 5K1-like. Gene Ontology annotation, molecular function: G protein-coupled receptor activity; olfactory receptor activity; odorant binding. Gene Ontology annotation, cellular component: membrane. The record is from RefSeq and is a predicted model, not a curated record. Gene Ontology annotation, biological process: G protein-coupled receptor signaling pathway; sensory perception of smell. Lineage: Eukaryota; Metazoa; Chordata; Mammalia; Chiroptera; Vespertilionidae.
AUGGCUGGAGAAAAAAAUCAUAACAUGAACAAUGAGUUUAUCCUCACAGGAUUUACAGAUCACCCAGCUAAGACCCUUCUUUCUGUAGUGUUUUUUUGCCAUCUGAUCAUCAUGGUAAGAAAUCUUAGCCUAAUGAUAUUAAUUUCAAAAGAGCAUAGUCUUUACACACCAAUGUACUUCUUUCUGGGCAACCUCGCUCUUGUGGAUUCUUGCUGUGCCUGUGCCAUUACUCCUAAGAUGUUAGGGAAGUUAUUUUCUGAGAACAGAAUGGUUACCCUUUAUGAAUGAUUUCAUUUUCUUUGCACUGUUGAAACAGCAAACUGCUUUCUUCUGGUGGCAAUGGCCUAUGAUCGCUAUGUGGUCACAUGCAGCCCACUGCAGUACCACAACAUGAUGUCAAAGAAACUCUGCAUUCAGAUGAUCACAGGGGCCUACGUAGCUGGAAACAUGCAUUCCAUGAUUCAUAAAGGCAUUCUAUUCAGGUUAGCUUUCUGUGGAUCUGACCACAUCAACCACUUUUAUUGUGAUAUUCUUCCUUUAUACAGACUCUCCUGUGUUGACCCUUAUGUCAAUGAACUGGUGCUAUUUGUCUUUUCAGGCUCAAUUCAAGUCUUCACCAUAGGUAGUGCCUUAAUAUCUUACCUCUACAUUCUCUUUACUAUUAUCAAAAUGAAAUCCAAAGAGGGAAGGGUUAAAGCCUUUUCUACCUGUGCAUCCCACUUUCUGCCUGCUUCGUUAUUCUACAGAUCUCUUCUUUUUUUCAUGUACAUUAGACCAAAUUUGCUUGAAGAAGGAGAAAAAGAUAUACCAGCUGCUAUUUUGUUUACAAUAGUAGUUCCAUUACUAAAUCCUUUUAUUUAUAGUCUGAGAAAUAAGAAAAUAACAAGUGUCUUGAGAAAAAUUUUGAAGAAAAAAGGAUCUCAAGAAAGUUUGAAAAAAAAAAAUGGCAUCUACUGUAGCAUAAUGACAAGUGCAGAAAAAAACUUCCAGGUGGAAUUGCACAGAGAAAAUGCACAAAUUGUAUAUAAAAUAUUUUAA